This is a messenger RNA of Fusarium redolens, 2253 nucleotides long. Its product is annotated as heterokaryon incompatibility protein-domain-containing protein. The transcript is spliced from 2 exons. The coding region runs from base 195 to 2141 and encodes 648 amino acids. The record is from RefSeq and is a predicted model, not a curated record. Lineage: Eukaryota; Fungi; Ascomycota; Sordariomycetes; Hypocreales; Nectriaceae.
GAUUUGGAUUGGCUUCGAGAGAUUGUGUCAGAAUUUGUAAGCUUGAUAGAAUUGAAGCAAUGCCCUUUCUGUACUAGUGAAGCCAUGAGACUCCAGGUCUGUAUUCACCAUCAACAUUGCUUGCCGCGUCAUUCGACUCAUCAGAGACGCUUCAUCCUUCAGCGCAAAACAACGGGCCCCUUCUUUAUGGCAAGAUGACCUGCACCGCAUGCGACUUUCCAGCAGCUCCCGAUAAUGCCGAUCAAGGUUCCACAUACGACGAGCUAUUACAAGCAGCUCAGGCCAAUUGUCCGCGAUGCACGUUCGUUUUGAAGUGUAUCAGGACAGGAGCAGCACACAUCAAAGUUGCGGACAUUUUGAAGGUGACAGCUCUUUCUCAUGGCUACGUUAAAAUUAUUUGGUCUGGUGGAGAGUUGUCGCUGGAGGCCUUCAACCAACAUGGUGUCGAAGAUGCUGGGCUGGGUAUUACGCGGUUAUCUCUAGGUCGUUUCCCUAGCACUACGGAGUUUCGAACGACGGCCACAACAAUCCAGUCUUGGAUAAAGGAGUGUGUUGGUGCACACAAAGGCUGCCGGUCACAGACCCAAGAUCAAUCUGCCUCGUUCAUAUGCCCAAAGAGACUGCUCGACUUGAAUAAUGGGACACUGAUUCUUCGAGAGGAUCUUGGGCAAAAGUUGAGCUACGCCUGUCUGAGCCAUUGCUGGGGAAAAAUCAACAUCGUGAAGACAACAACGCAAACCAUAGGGCAGUUCAAGACAGGAGUUCCCUUGGACCGGCUGUCGAAGACGUUCCGGGAUGCUGUUGAUAUAUGUCGCAGUCUUGGAAUUCUCUAUCUCUGGAUUGACUCACUUUGCAUCAUUCAGGACAGCGACAAAGACUGGAAAGAACAGGCAGCUCAGAUGGCAGAUAUCUACCAGUAUUCAUUCCUGACCAUAGCAGCUACAAAAUCCAGCGACGGUUCUCAGGGAUGCUUCUCAGAAACUAGCCACCAAUAUGUUGCCAAGUUGGUUCCUGGAUUUCAAGACAUUUAUGUCCGUCGAGAUCUGCCACUCUUUCCAAACCACUGGACGCAAUUAGAAAAGAACGAUAGCUAUCCACUGCUGAACCGUGCAUGGAUCUAUCAAGAGAUGAGACUGUCACCACGGGUACUGCACUUCUGCAACGAGGAAGUCAUCUGGGUAUGCCGAACUUCACAACGCAGCGAAAGCGGAUGUAAUGACAUGGAUUACAACGACGGCAAGAGUUUCAAGCCUGCACUAUUUGGGUGCGUUAGCGACGAACCCCGUGAAAAGGGCCACGUCAUAUGGCAUCGAACGGUUCAGGAGUACUCCAGACUGAACAUUACCUUCGAAUCAGACAAGACGAUAGCACUAGCUGGUAUUGCUCAGCGCACGCAACGUACUCGACCAGAUGAUAGAUAUCUAGCGGGUAUAUGGGAGAAGCACCUCCCGCUCGAUCUUCUUUGGAUGGUCUGGCCUACACCAAAUGUCAAGAAACCGAGACUUGCUAGAUACCCGUCGUGGUCCUGGGCUUCUGUAAAGUCACAAGUAAUGUGGGAUGGGCACUGGAGCCCGCUUCGGUCCGUGGUCGUCCGGGAAGUGCGCUAUAUCUCUGACGGUCCAAGCCACAUGGGAGACUGUUCAAAAUCGAUAAUCACUCUGCAAGCUCCCCUUAUAGGCACAAAAUCCUUACUGCUGACCCAUGUUACACCAAUGAGCGUAUGGAGUGGCAAGGCCAGUAACACUGUCACACAAUUGCAAGAUAUUCGUGUCGAAGAGCUUUGUGUCAACGACUAUAAACCUGAUAGUCCGGUAGAUGGAUCAUCAUCUGCAACAUGGCCCCCUGCCAGUGGAGGAUUCGUUAUUCCACUUGGUGUCAAUGUUGAAGACAGCUUUGCUUUCUGUGGUAUCCACGUUGUCAAGAAGCUGGGAAGUGAUGGUUAUGAGCGAGUGGGCCAUGUUGGGAUUAGCCAUGAUGCUUUAUUGACGAGCAAUUACACCAAAUUUAUGAAGCGUCUAAAGAAGGACGAUAGUUCGCAGUUGCCACUUACGGAGGCUCUAGAGAGCACUUCCAGAGCCUACGCUCAUGGUGUAAAAGGGCUCCUAGAAGGUUUGCAAGUCUCAGAUAUUGUCUUAGUAUGAAGUCAGUGUUUAUAUUAUCAAAAGAGACCAAUGCCUCGCAUCCCUCCUGUCAAUUUUUAAUUCAUGAUCUCUUGUUCUUUGUGCUAGCGCGCAUGGCUGAUCUAUCCUGCAC